UUUUUGUGCUUGACGUGUAUUUAGGUUUUUCAUUCGUAUGUAGAAUUUAAAUCGGCUUCAGAAUGAGGACACAUAAGAAAAAAGUUCGUUUGUUAAUAGUACUGUUAGUAUUUUUCAUGGGAUUUAAGAUUGGUGUGUUCACAACAAGUAACACCUAUUCAGGAAUUAGGAAACACGACGACAGUUGGAAAGGACAUAAUCCAGCCAGGACACUGCCUUCUGAUGAGAGGUCAAGUCACACCACAAAUGAUUCUCUAGUCCCUAACAUUGUUCACUACAUAUGGGUUGAUCUCAAUGGGACGUACACGUUCACAUUUCUAUAUGCAGUUAGUUUUAUUAGCGUCCACAAGAACUGGAGACCCGAGGAAAUUAUGGUGCAUAUAAAUAAAAACAAUCAACCCAAAGGACGGUGGUGGGAUUAUGUAACUUCUAUUGUAACAACGAAGAUACGGUUUUUAUCCUACGAUAUGAGGGAAAUACGGAUAUUCGGUGAAAAGCCCAGAUAUGUUGAACAUAUAUCUGAUAUAAUGCGAUUACUAUUGCUCAAAGAGUAUGGCGGGACCUAUAUUGACAAUGACGUCAUAGCUUUAAGAUCGCUAGACCCCCUCCGGCAUUAUAACCAUACACAGGGAGUGGGCCUGGUUACCAGUGCGCUUUCUAAUGGCGUAAUAAUCGCAAAAAAGACAUCUAGAUUUCUCAGCAUUUGGUUGGAGGAGUAUAAAACAUACGGCAAGAAAGAAGUUUAUAAUCUUUGGGGCCACUAUUCCGUAUCAAAGCCAAGGCAACUUAUAAAGAAACACCCAGAAUUAGUUAGAAUAGAAAGGGAUACCCUGGUAAGGCCAGAUAUGAGUGACUAUAGGAAGCUGGAAACAAGAAAGAGGGUUUGGAAAUACAGUUACAGCAUGCACGUCUGGAGACGUUUUAUUUAUAUACCUAGAAGACCAGAGGAUAUAAAACGAAUAUCAAACCAAUCUCUACUAAGAGACGUAAUGGAAUAUGUGAUAUUUGAUAAGAUUCCAUAUUAUGCUCAAAAUGAUACAAAGCUAAGCUUAGUUUGAACAUGACAAUUCUAGAAAUUGGUAAGAACAGUCUGGAGAAUUGUUGAAGAUUGAUCACAAAGAAAAGCAAAUCGCUGAGCAAAUCCUGUAGAAUAAUCUUUUCAAUUUUGUAAAGUGUAGAGGGUAACUGAUAAUACAAAUCACAAAACAUUUAGAGAUGGUUUUAUAUUUCAUUAAAGUAAAAAUAGCCAUUCAACAGUAGUCUAUAUACUGUAGUGUUUACAAAUGAUAUAUUUGUUUCAAUAAUCCAGUUCACAGUGAUUUGAUUAUCUGAUUUUUUGAUUUCCAAAAUACCAUAAAUUUGAAAUUUAAAUGAUGUUACAAAUGAUGAAGCUAAAUUGUCCUGGGUAAAUUACAUGCUUUUAUGGCGAUUGGAUGUUUAUAAAAGCAAACAAUCCGAAUAUAGAAUAAAUAUAUAUUUUUUCCCUGCAGGGACAAGAUAUGGAGUUCUUCUGAGCUCUUAAUGGAAUACAUAAAACUGUUUCGGGUUUAAUUUAUUCAUUUAUUUAAAAAAUGUGUGCACUUUCAAUUCCACAAUUCGAUAACGAACGUUAUCGUAAUUUCUCGAUUCCAAUAAGUAAA
This is a messenger RNA of Owenia fusiformis, 1640 nucleotides long. NCBI's taxonomy places the organism in Eukaryota, Metazoa, Annelida, Polychaeta, Sabellida, Oweniidae. The record is from the annotation of a GenBank genome assembly.